AUGCCCUUCGCCAAGCGGACCGUGGAGCCUCAGCGGCUGUGCCGGCGGCAGCCCGCCGCCUCCGUGCUGGAGGAGAGCUGGGGUGCGGAGCCGCCGCCGCGGGACCCGCCGCCGGAGGAGCCGGGGACGGCGGGCGAGGGCGCGGAGGCUGCUGGAGGCGGGGAGAGGGAGGCGGCGGCGGUGCUGAUGGUGCUGGACCUCUGCUCGGUCAGCAACGUGGCCCUGUCGCGGAUCCUCCGGCAGCUCUCCGACGUGGCCCGGCACGCCUGCACCCUCUUCCAGGAGGUCGAGGCUGACAUCCAGGGCACCCACCGCCGCGUCCGGGCGCUGCACGGCCGCAUCGCCGGCCUCCAGGGCGCCGUGCGCGGCCUCGACCCCAAGCAGGAGGCAGUGCCUGUCUCCAACCUGGAUGCAGAGAGCAAACUGAGUGUCUAUUACCAAGCACCUUGGCAUCAGCAAAGAAACAUCUUCCUCCCCUCCACCAGACCACCUUGUGUGGAGGAGCUGCACCACCACGCCAAGCAGCACCUGCGAGCCUUGCGCAGAGAGCAUCGAAGCCGAGGUGAUAACAGAGAGCAGAAAGUCCAAGGCCCCAUUACUGUGGUGGCUCCCCCCUUUCCUCCCUUCCCUGCAAUCUGCAGUCAAAAGAGGCAAGCGAUAAAGGACCGGCACUUGCUACCAUUUAUCAGCACCCGUUCGCCCUCCCCAGUUGAAUGUUGCCACAUGACCCCCUGGAGUAGAAAGUCCCAUCCACCAGAGGACGAAGAUACAGAUGUCAUGUUAGGGCAGAGGCCGAAAAAUCCAAUACAUAAUAUCCCUUCUACACUGGAUAAACAAACCAAUUGGAGUAAAGCACUACCUCUCCCAACUCCAGAGGAGAAAAUGAAACAAGAUGCCCAAGUGAUUUCUUCUUGCAUUAUCCCCAUCAAUGUCACUGGAGUUGGUUUUGACAGAGAGGCUAGUAUACGCUGCUCUCUUGUUCAUUCACAAUCUGUACUACAGCGGAGACGAAAGUUGAGGAGGAGGAAAACCAUCUCUGGCAUCCCCAGAAGAGUGCAACAGGAAAUAGAUUCAGACGAGUCACCGGUGGCAAGAGAGCGCAAUGUGAUUGUGCACGCAAACCCAGACUUCUCCAGCUCCAGCAGCAGGAGGUCAGGGACACGGGACUCAGAGUGCCAGACAGAAGAAAUCCUGAUAGCUGCUCCCUCCCGGCGGCGGAUCCGCGCCCAGAGGGGGCAGAGCGUUGUUGCCUCCCUCUCCCACUCUGCCGGCAACAUCUUGGUGCUGGCAGACAAUGGAGAUGCUGUCUUUGCUGCCGCUGUCAGCAACCGCAUCCGCUCACGGAGUCUUCCUCGUGAGGGCGCCCGGGCCAGCGAGAGCCAUCAGGAUGCCACCACUAAGGGUGCAGGGUAUGAAGCAGAGCACUUCCUAGCUGGCCAGGAGAGGAUUCUGAAAAAGGGGAAGGAGGUCUUGGGCAAGCCGGGUUCACAAGAGCAUCAGCCCAUCAGUUUAACUUGUCCUCAGCACCUGCACAGCCCUGAACACAGCAUUGGUGAGAGGGGGAGGUCACGACUCUCAAGGAUGGCUGAUUCGGGCAGCUGCGAGAUUUCAUCCAACUCGGACACCUUUGGGAGCCCCAUUCACUCUAUCUCCACAGCAGGAGUCCUGCUCAGUAGCCACAUGGAUCAGAAAGAUGACCACCAAUCCUCCAGUGGCAACUGGAGUGGAAGCAGCUCUACAUGUCCCUCCCAGACGUCUGAAACCAUUCCUCCUGCUGCCUCUCCUCCGCUGACGGGCUCUUCACACUGUGACUCUGAGCUGUCACUCAACACUGCUCCCAAUGCCAACGAGGACUCCAGCAUCUUCAUCACGGAGCAGUUUGGUGACCACGUGGACAAGGUCAGGGGCCACAGGGCAAGCUCCUUCACCUCCACUGUGGCGGAUUUACUGGAUGACCCCAACAAUAGCAACACAAGCGACAGCGAGUGGAACUACCUGCACCACCACCACGAUGCUUCUUGUCGCCAUGACUUUAGCCCUGAGCGCCCAAAAGCAGACAGCUUGGGAUGCCCCAGCUUCACCAGCAUGGCCACCUAUGACAGCUUCCUCGAAAAGAGCCCCUCUGACAAGGCAGACACUAGCUCACACUUUUCUGUGGAUACUGAAGGAUACUAUACCUCCAUGCACUUUGACUGCGGUCUAAAGGGUAAUAAAAGCUAUAUUUGCAACUAUGCAGCCAUGGGCUCCGAGAGUGGCCAGACCGGAAGCAUGACCUCCAGCCUGGCUGACUGCACCUGGCAGGAGUGCAUGAGCCACAGGAGGCAGGGACGGCAGUGCAUCUCACUGAAGAAACCAAAGGCAAAGCCAGCCCCACCAAAACGCAGCUCGUCUUUGAGGAAAUCGGAGGGCAGCACUGACCUUCCUGACAAGAAAGAACCAAAGAUCAGUGGUGGACAGCAUGUCUCUCACACCACCAGGGAAAUGAAGCUGCCCCUUGAGUUUGCAAACACACCUUCCCGAGUGGAAGGCCCCAGCGUGCCGGCCAAGCAAGAGCUCUCCUGGGCAAACCAGGGUGACGGCGGGUUAAAGGACACUCCAUUCAACACUGCCGAUAUCCCGUCUUUUAAAGAUGAAGGUGCUGAACAACCUCACUAUGCAGACCUCUGGCUUCUGAACGACUUGAAAUCCAGCGAUCCUUACAGGUCCUUGUCCAAUUCGAGCACUGCUACGGGUACUACAGUCAUAGAAUGCAUCAAGUCACCGGAGAGCUCUGAAUCCCAGACAUCCCAGUCCGGGUCACGAGCCACCACCCCAUCCCUCCCCUCAAUCGAUAAUGAAUUUAAGCUGGCCUCCCCUGAGAAGCUGGCAGGGUUAGCCUCACCCUCCAGCGGGUAUUCCAGCCAGUCAGAGACACCCACCUCUUCUUUUCCGACUGCUUUCUUUUCAGGACCCUUGUCUCCAGGGGGGAGCAAGAGGAAGCCGAAAGUACCGGAGAGGAAGUCAUCACUGCAGCAGCCGCUCUCAAAAGACGGCACCACCUCGGUGAGCAAAGACCUUGAACUGCCAAUUAUACCUCCUACUCACCUCGACCUAAGUGCUCUUCACAAUGUCUUGAGCAAGCCCUUUGCUCACCGGCACCAGCUGCACGCCUUCAGCCACAGCAAGCAGAGCACUGUUGGGGAAGCCCUGCAUCCCAGCCCUCCCUCUGCCCUCGCCAUCACACCCUCCGUUCUCAAGUCUGUCCAUCUCCGGGCAGUCAACAAGCCCGAAGGAGGGAAACAGAAAGGCAGCACUCCAGACCUGCUCUGCAUACAGGAGACCACCUUGAUGGCUACUGAUGUUUCUCCAGGCAAAAUGAGGCCGCUGUUAGCUAAGAAGCCAGUAUCACGCCAGUACUCCACAGAGGAGGCCAUAAUGUCGUACAUUGAUGCUUCCCCAGCAGAAGGGGGCCCUGGAAAGCCAGCUUUACAGAAAAGCUCUUCUUUCAGUGGUCAGAAUAGCUGUGAGAGAGAAGCUGUAACUUCAGCAAGCCUGAGUCUGGUUGAAAUCAAAGCUGGGAAGGACCAAACACACCUGGUCACUGAGUGCUUGCCAGACAAUGCUCUGAAUCAGAUAUGUGCUGUCUCCACAGAUGGGUUUCAGAAGGGCUCAGCUGUCCUUGCAGGUGAUGAAGCAAUGAAACCUGACCAGGGUGCAGAAACAGAGCACAACCUUCAGCAAGUGCAGGCUCAGCCAAAGCUCUCUGCAGGCAGUGAGGGGAGGCUGGAAGCUGGGCCUGCAGGAGAAAGCCCAAGUCAGGUAGAGGGAGUGGCCAUCAGCGAUCAGCUUAAGCAUCAACCCAAUGUUAGCCACCAUGUGCCUGGGAAUAUUGGCUAUGAAGCAGAGACAGAAGCAGUGAAUUCACUUGGUGAAGCAAGUUGCAAGCAGGAAAACGAUAUCGCAUCAGGUAUCCCAACCAAAAGUGCCUCUGAUGAUGGCAGGGUGGACGAGAUGGCAGGUGGCAUGGAGGAGCCUUUGCUGAAAGAGUCUUCUCCAAGUGAUGAGUCCCUUGUGUCUCCGCUGAGUGAGGAGUUGCAGGCUGAUGCUGAGGAUGUCUUUGUGUCUCCAAAUAAACCACGCACCACCGAGGAUCUGUUCGCAGUCAUUCACAGAUCCAAAAGGAAAGUUCUUGGAAGAAAGGAUUCUGGAGACCUUUCUGUAAGAAACAGAUUGAGAGCUUCAUCUGGGACUAGCAGCCAGCCUCCUGCCAGCAGCACAUUGCCCGCCAGCAGUGUGCCACCGGCCGGCAGCGUGGGCACUCCCUUAAGCAGUCAGAGGUCCCCUGGGCUCAUCUACAGGAAUGCCAAAAAGUCCAACACAUCCAAUGAAGAGUUUAAGCUACUACUCCUUAAGAAGGGCAGCCGAUCAGAUUCCAGCUAUAGGAUGUCUGCCACGGAAAUUCUGAAAAGCCCUAUUUUGCCCAAGUCUCCUGGAGAACUGACGGCGGACACCCCUCAAAGCCUAGAGGAGUCUCCCCCUGCAGUGAGCCCCGAUGCAUUGUCUCCACUCUCCCCCUGCUCCCCCAGGGUCAACGCGGAAGGAUUCUCCUCCAAGAGCUUUCCCAUGUCAGCAUCUUCGAGAGUGGGGCGCUCCCGGGCACCCCCGGCAGCCAGCAGCAGCCGGUACAGCGUGCGCUGCAGGCUGUACAACACACCGAUGCAGGCCAUCUCCGAAGGAGAGACUGAGAACUCUGAUGGAAGCCCCCAUGACGAUCGGUCUUCUCAGAGCUCAACGUAGGCUGCAUGGGUGCCAGGGCCAGGAUGCCGACACCCUUGGGCUCUGUAGAGAUGUGAAUAUAAGAGGCCAAUGCUGUAGCAGUCAAAAACAAACAAACAAACAAAAAAAAAAAGAAAAGGAAAGGAAAAAAAAAAGAAAAAGUUGCAGGGCGAUAUUGAUGCUUAAACGUGUUUGUGUUUGCAAGACGCUGGGGAAACAGAGGACUACAGCUGUAGCUAUUUAUUAUGUUACAUUUUCUAAAGUAGGAAGAUAGUCUGCUCUGUUUUCUUUUAGCUUCAUUUGAUUUGUCCCACUCUCAUUUCUGUUGUCGCUGUAGAUUUCAAGGCUAUAUGCUUUCCAGAGUUAAAAGUGAGUUUUGUUUGAUUAUUUUUUUUUCCAGAAGCUGCCCAUCUAGAAUCAAAACCCUCACUGUAGUGCUUCCCUAGGGAGGAAAAAAAAAGGAAAAAAAAAAAAAGUUCUUGAGGAUUGGUAUUUUUCUACAUGAAAAUGAGCUGAAACAAAAUUUAGAAGAAAUUAACAAAACAUAUGUAAAUACCAUAUUUUUGAUAAAAAUUUGUAAAUAAAAUUAUCAAAAAAAGUGGACAUGUGGCAAACAAUUUACUGCAUAACAACUUUGUUUAUAGAAGACAAAAGAAGUCCAAUGUAAUAACUGUAUUCUGUGAAUACCAUUUUCAUAUCAAACAAAAAAUUCACACGGCCACCAAUAAUCACUUUCAGUGCGACAAGCCUGAAGGACACCUUAGCUAAUGAAGUGGAAAGGCUCACUGCGAUGGGAUUAAAGUAUCCAUUUGUCUUUCUAAGGCAGCUCCAAAGAAGCUAACUGGAAAGCACAGCUGGGAAGGGUUACCGUGAGGAUCGGUGGGGAAAGCGAACAUGCUUCCGACAGAACAAAGUCGUGUCUGACGCAAAGCCCCAAAGGGUCCCACCCCACAGCCUCCCCUGGGCCUUUAUUCUAGCAGGGAUCACUUCAGAGAGGAGAGAGGCAAGAAGAAAUAGUACUUCAGUUUCAUAUUCCUAUUAGGCUUUUGGGAUACAUAACACGAUCAUAACCUGGUAACUAUAAUCUAAACACGAUUAGUCUCUGGUUCGUAAAGGAAACAAAUAAAUUAUAAGCAUGCAAGAAGCGCUUUCGAUUUAUCAGUAAAUAUCCGCGAUGAGUUUUCAGUGAAGCUUUCUCUUUGUGCUGAUGAGAUUCAUGCUACCUAAGUAUUUACAAAAAUGACACUGUGAAAACGUAGCUGGGAAAUAGGUAUGUGUAUGCAUUAUUUAUAUUCAUUGCUGAGCUGGGAAGGGGAAAGCUCUGGUUCGUUGUGCCAGCCACGUACAGUUGGGAUCUUGUCUGGGUUUACCAGAAGUGCAGGAUAGGGUCGGGGACUGGGGUGGGAAAGGAGACAAAUCAAAGCAGCUGCUUUGAUACAAAUGAAGGCAGGGAAAUAAAAGCUGAAUUACUUGAAGUUACUUGAAUUUUCUCAUCUUAAACCUGCAAGAACAUGUACUUUUAAAACUUAACCUGUGAAUCGCUUUAGACUUUUAAUUUUUAAACACAAUAAAACCAACAGGUCUUGUUCUCCUUGGGGUCAGCAUGGUUUCCUUCAAUGUAGCCCCAUCUGUGCUACUUGGAGAAGAAGGCCUUCUUUGUCCAAAAUUGAUGCAGGUGGUGUUGGUUGCCAUAGGAUAUGGUUUGGAGUAAAGGUUAGUGCAGAGAAAAAUAGUGCAAGGAGGAAUGUGACAUGCAGUAGGACAGGUCAAGUAGGAUGGCAGAAGGGGUGUACUUUGGUACUAAAGAAAUAAACUAAAAGCUGGCUUUAAGCAUAAGUAAAGGACAGGGAAGCAGGAUGUGUGAAAUGGGUUUUUACUAGUUUUUUUUUGCUUUUAAUCAUGUAAUGCAGAAAGCUGAGAAUUUUUAAAAGUGGGCAGAGCAUGUUUUAAAGAGAAAGGUUCUACCUAAAAGUGUUACGAUUUUAAAGAGUCUGAGCAAGUCAGAGUGUUAUUUCCCAUAAGGUUUAUGUCUGGUUUUGUUUGGUGCUUACCACAACAAAUAUAAUAUUAGGGUUUCCUACCAUCCUGUGUAACCUGGUUGUGUUUGGUGUGCGAGGUAGAGUUGCUGUGAAUGUGGUAUGUGCGUUGGGGAGAGGGGUGGUCCCUCAGCUGAAAUGCUGCAAAUUUGGGAACUCUAAAUGAUCUAAAAAUCUAAAAUAGUUUUCAAAAAGGUAAUGGUAGCAAGGUUUUGGAAGCAAAAGGCUAAUCACAUUAGUGGAUUAUUUAAGAAAAUAAGUCUGAACAGAAGUGAGGUGAAUGAAUGGUAAUGUUUUAAGAGGAAACCUUUAGCAUGUAAUAAACCACUUUCUGGAGAACAUGGGUAUAGGAAGUUUAGAUAUUGGGUAGAAAAUCCUUAGUUUGUCAUAUUCAGUCAUUUUCCUUAAAAAUUUUACCAGGAGCACUUUUAAAAUAUGUUCAGUAGUAAUUCAAAACCAUAAAGAGAAUACAGCUGAAUUGACUUCAAUGAGAUCACUUUUUAUUACCAAUCAAUAUAAUUUCAUAGAGACCAUAAAUAUAUUUAUAUAAACUAAAAAAAAUAUUUUUGACUGGAGUGGUGCGGCAACACUUCACAUAGGAAAUGGCCACAGAACAAUCCUGUUAAAAUACAGUCUUGCUUCCUUUGUUCAUUUCCUAGUUUAUAUUUAGCAGAUUGAAAUCCAAAUAAAGAGAGAUUCUAAAUUCACUAUGAAGAAUUCAUAAAAAACUUGGGAGUCAGAGGACAGCAAAUGGUGGGGACCCCUGUAGUGCUGCAGGCAUGCCAUUAAGGCACUGGAGGACAAGCUGUAGAGUGAAGGGGACAUCACUCACCUCUUGAGACAGGGUACAGGACAUUAUGCAUCAGGUAACCGUUGAACUGUCAUGUCAACCUACUCUUACGUUGUUUGCACUGAUGUUAUGGAAUUACUGAAGUUAUACAGCUGUGUGUUCUGAAAAAUAACAUUCCCCCCCUUUUUUUUUUUAUUUUUUAAAAUUUUGUUUCUUGUUUUUUGGUUUUGGUUGUGGCAGCAUAGAGGACAUGGAAUAGUUGUAGCAAAUAAAGCAUAUGUUUGCUUUUGCCAAAGGUCAGUGAUUGAGUGCAUUUGCUGCAAUGGUAGCAGAUAGAGAAAUACUGUAGGUUAUGACUUAAAGAAUAUAAAAAAAAAAAUAAUUAAGAAGGUUACAGUGUAACUAUUUUGGUACUAGCACCAGUUCAUGCUGGCAGAAAAGACAAUGGUUUAUGGACUUGCAUCCAUUUUGUAUUUUUGUAAUAUUUGUAAAUACAAACUUUUUAAAUUGUUGCAAAGAUGGUUUCUUUUGUAAAAUGUUUUCAAAGUUUACAUUAAAUCCAAGCCUUUGUAUAUUUUAGAGCUGUGCAACACUUUAAGUCUUGUAUUUAUUUUUAGUAAAAACGGUGACAGUUUCAUUGUGAACCCCUCUCAAAAAAUGUGUCGGAAAAGUUUGAUUACCUAGAAAGUGUGUAUAGAAACUGCAAAUAAACGUGACUGCAAUUAAA
Apus apus (common swift) is the source of this 8308-nucleotide messenger RNA. It is a transcript of the gene NHS, whose product is annotated as NHS actin remodeling regulator. The coding region runs from base 1 to 4776 and encodes 1591 amino acids. Gene Ontology annotation, biological process: lens development in camera-type eye; cell differentiation. The record is from RefSeq and is a predicted model, not a curated record. The transcript has 9 exons. NCBI's taxonomy places the organism in Eukaryota, Metazoa, Chordata, Aves, Apodiformes, Apodidae.